AAGUGAUUGCAGGGAACCUAAUCUUUCGUCUUGCUGUUAAACGUAUUGUUUAAUAUCCAAACUUUAUUUAUAUAUAAGCGAGUCUACUCAAGGUCUCCCGAAUAAUAAUUUUGAUGGAAAUUCUACCGCUCGCCAGUGUCCUGCAGAAGUGAAGAGCUGAAAAUUUUAUAUGUUCGAACUUGUGUUUCAUUUGCUAUUCAUGAUCUGCGUCCCUUAAAGGGAUGAAAGUGAUCUCGAAAGACGAAAGUUGAGAUGCCGAACGAAAUAGACAAAAUUGUUGCACCAAACCAUUUGAAUGAGAAAUUUUUUAAAAGAAGCCUGGAAAAAGGGCUUCAAAUUAGCGGAGUAGAAAUCGUUGAUUUGCAAAUAACGAUGGGGAGCCAACCUGGUGAUAACUACACAAGCACAAUUUAUCGGGCCAAGGUGACAUACAGAGAACCCAAUUCAGGAAAUAAGGAAAUUUCCCUAAUUGUGAAAAGUAUUCCAAUAGACGAGCAUCGUAAAUCGAUAGAAGAGUUCGGAAUGAUAGAUAAGGAAAUCAACGUUUACGUUGAGUUAUUACCCAAACUUUCAAAAAUAUUGGGUGAUACCUCAGUGGCCCCAAAAUGUUUCGCAAUUUUCGAUGAACCCCACCGCAAUAUUGUAUUUGAAGACAUGAAAGCUCUGGGAUACAGACUUGCUGAUCGAGAGAUUGGUCUGGACGAGCAACACCUUAAAGUGGUGCUGAACAAAAUUGCCAAGUUUCACGCCGCAUCGAUUCAGCUGUUGAACAAAGAGCCAGCAAUCGAGAAAGGCUAUACUUAUGGAUUCAUUACAGAAAAAUCGCUGGCCGAUCCAAUCUUCGAAACGGCGUUUAAAGGAAAUAUGAAAUUAGCUGCCGAAAAAUUAAAUAAGACACCAAGGUAUGAACGGUUCUCCCCAAAACUCAGGAAAAUUUAUGACAACUUCGAAGAUAUUGCUUUGAAAACGGUUGGACUUGAUCCUGGGAAUGAUAUAAAAGUAUUAAAUCAUGGUGAUUUAUGGGUCAAUAACUUCCUUUUCAAAUAUGAUGAAGAAACACAACAACCAAUAGACAUAGUGUUUGUUGACUAUCAAGCAACCUACUUCAAUAGUUUGGGAAUCGAUUUGAACUAUUUAUUUGCCACCAGCUGCCAAGUAAAUAUUCUUAAGCGGAAAAUGGAACUAAUUGAAAAAUAUUAUUAUCCUGUAUUCGUGGAAGCUCUUAAGAAUUUGGGAAUUGGAUCUAUUCCAACUCUCCAAGAUGUGAUCAAUCAAGUAAAACAACGGGAAAUGUACGAUCUACUCUGUCUUACUGGCGUCUUACCACUGGUAUCGAUGGAUCGAAAAGAAUCGAAAGAUAAUAGCUUUGAACAGUUUGCGGAUAAGGAAAUGGCAAACCAAAAAACGUUAAUUGGAAUGUCCAGCGAAAGAUUUUCCGAGUCACUGAAAUAUACCGUGAAAGAUUUAGAAAAUUUGAUUGACAAAGCAAUAAGUAAAUAUUAGCAUAUUGUGUUUUCAAAUUUGCUUAGUUUAUAUCAAUUCUGAAGAUGUUUUACCCUUCUGAAGCCGGUAAUAUAGUUAUUGAUGU
This is a messenger RNA of Hermetia illucens (black soldier fly), 1588 nucleotides long. RefSeq lists its product as uncharacterized. Bases 253 to 1503 code for a protein of 416 amino acids. Lineage: Eukaryota; Metazoa; Arthropoda; Insecta; Diptera; Stratiomyidae. The transcript is spliced from 5 exons. The record is from RefSeq and is a predicted model, not a curated record.